AUGUCCGACGUCACCCCUUUCAUCACCGCCCUCGGCGCCGCCCAGAACAAGGAGCGCUUCACCAGCGAUGUGCAGGACGCCGCCCAGGGCAUCGACGCCAAUGUUUUGAAGGCCGCCAUCGAGGCUGCCCUGGCCAUGAACGAGACUGACACCAUCGCCGAUGAGGCCCAGAGCGCUGCUCUCAAGGCUGGCUUCGAGUUCGCCACUAAGCUGGUUAUGAUGCUGAAGACCGCCCCCGGCCCGUUCGAGAAGAAGGACCUCUACGUCAACUUCAAGAUUGCCAAGGGCGAGAUUCUCGAGAAGCCCGGCAUGUUCGACAUGGUGAAGAAGCAGCUCUACAACGAGUGGGAGAAGGUCAAGCACUACAGCGCGCAGAAGUGCCAGGCCCUCUACAUCCAGCAUGUCAACACCUUCAUUGAGAAGUACUCCCUGCGCGAGGAGUAG
Messenger RNA from Penicillium macrosclerotiorum, 444 nucleotides. RefSeq names its product acyl-CoA-binding domain-containing protein. Lineage: Eukaryota; Fungi; Ascomycota; Eurotiomycetes; Eurotiales; Aspergillaceae. Gene Ontology annotation, molecular function: fatty-acyl-CoA binding. The transcript is spliced from 2 exons. The coding region runs from base 1 to 444 and encodes 147 amino acids. The record is from RefSeq and is a predicted model, not a curated record.